Messenger RNA from Panicum virgatum (switchgrass), 1034 nucleotides. RefSeq names its product cysteine-rich receptor-like protein kinase 29. The record is from RefSeq and is a predicted model, not a curated record. Lineage: Eukaryota; Viridiplantae; Streptophyta; Magnoliopsida; Poales; Poaceae. The coding region runs from base 34 to 963 and encodes 309 amino acids. The transcript is spliced from 4 exons. Gene Ontology annotation, biological process: protein phosphorylation. Gene Ontology annotation, molecular function: ATP binding; protein kinase activity.
GGUCGGCUGGCGAGAAGACGUCGGGUCGUCGGCAUGUGCCGAUGUUCCCGCGAAACCACUAACAGAUCGAGUACUCCCGCUGACGAAAUCAAGUCAACGGUGGGUGGAUUGGCACGAGUCUUUAACAACUCCUCUUGUGCUAGAUUCCACGCUUCCCCAAGAAGGCAGUGCCGCAGUGGAGCUUCACAAACCCAGACCAUAUCCAUGCUGAAAAGGCCCUUUUCUGCCUCAGGAAAAAGAUCCGAGAUGAGCCGCCUUGUGGGUGAGGACAUGGACAUUAAGCUCGAGUUGCUUGAAACUAUUACAGAGAAAUUUUCAGAGGCGCUAAAAGUUGGCGGCGGCGGGUAUGGAAAUGUUUAUCGGGGCGUGUUUGAUGGGCAAGAGGUUGCAGUGAAGAAGCUUCACCCACUUCAUGGACUGGAUGAUAAGGAGUUUGACAACGAAUUCCGUAAUCUUAGGGAGAUUCGCCAUCCAAAUGUUGUCCGGUUGCUCGGCUACUGCUAUGAAUCACGUCACAAGUUUGUUAAGCACAACGGGGAUCUAGUUCGGGCUCAAGAAAUUGAGCGAGCUCUCUGUUUCGAGUACAUGCAAGGUGGAAGCCUCGACAAACACAUUUCAGAUGAAUCGUGUGACCUGGAUUGGCCGACAUGUUACAAAAUUAUUAAAGGGAUCUGUGAGGGCUUGAACCACCUGCAUACUGCACAGGAAAGACCCAUUUACCAUCUGGACUUGAAACCUGCAAAUAUAUUGCUGGAUAAGGACAUGACGGCGAAAAUCGGAGAUGUUGGUCUGUCUAAACUGGUUGCUUCGUCAGAAACCCAUAAAUCGGAGGUUCUCAAAGGAACGCAAGGUUACAUGCCACCCGAAUACAUAAACGAUCGAGCUGUAUCAAAAAAAGUUUUACGUGUUCAGUUUGGGGGUUAUAAUUAUAAAAAUUAUGGCUGGAAACAGAGGCCGUCGUGAAAUGCCUCCAGAUCAAUUUAUUAAGUUUGUAAGGGGAACUUCUCUCUACCGUGGACAGAUGUCGAUCUUUU